This is a messenger RNA of Prorocentrum cordatum, 300 nucleotides long. The record is from the annotation of a GenBank genome assembly. NCBI's taxonomy places the organism in Eukaryota, Dinophyceae, Prorocentrales, Prorocentraceae.
CUCGACGGCAAGUACGACAGCAAGAGGGGCGACUUGAAACUAGCCGCGGGCCUCUUCAAGCCGAGCGAGACCACGAUUGCCCCCAAGGGGAGACAGGACAGUGCCGGCUGGGGCGACCUGGUAUUCGUUUUGGGAGAUAACAGAGCCAGCGUGACCAGCUUCAGCGGCCUCUUGAGCAGAUGCGACUACCAGUGCUACGACGACCGCCAGGACUACGACAUCCGCCAGAAGUGCCAGUGCUACGACUCCGUGGACAACUACGCCGCCAGGGAAUUCUGGUACCAGUUCAGGAAGGCCCAA